GCGGCGGGAGGCGGCGGCGGCGAAGGAGGCGGCAGCGGCGGCGGAGGGGGGAAGAUGGCGGCGCCCGUCCUGCUGAGAGUGUCGGUGCCGCGGUGGGAGCGGGUGGCCCGGUAUGCAGUGUGCGCCGCCGGGAUCCUGCUCUCCAUCUACGCCUACCACGUGGAGCGGGAGAAGGAGCGGGACCCCGAGUACCGGGCCCUCUGCGACCUGGGGACCUGGGUGAAGUGCUCCGCCGCCCUUUCCUCCAGAUGGGGUCGAGGAUUUGGUCUUUUGGGUUCCAUUUUUGGAAAGGAUGGUGUAUUAAACCAGCCAAACAGUGUCUUUGGACUUAUAUUUUAUAUACUACAGUUAUUACUUGGCAUGACGGCCAGUGCAGUCGCAGCUUUAAUCCUCAUGACGUCCUCCAUCGUGUCUGUCGUCGGGUCUUUGUACCUGGCCUACAUUCUGUACUUUGUGCUGAAGGAGUUUUGCAUCAUCUUCGUCAUCACAUAUGUGCUGAACUUCAUUCUUCUUAUCGUCAACUACAAACGACUAGUGUACUUGAAUGAGGCCUGGAAACGGCAACUGCAGCCCAAGCAGGACUGACAAGCUGACGAACUCUUAACUGACAGUUUCAAGUCCCUUUUUCCAUUAAGUUUAUUUUGCAGCAGUUUUUUUUUAUUCUUCACAACAGACACUUUCCCUAAGAAUCUUAAACUGAUUUUUAAAAAUCCUGUAAAUUAGAAGAGGCCCUAGCUAUUUCUUGUGUCAAUCUUCAUUUUAAAUAUGGAUACAAAAAAAAGGAUAUGCCAAGCCAAUUAAAGACAAGCUGUAACUGUACUUUGAAGAUAUUUCUGAAAUAAUAAAAUGAAGCCCUAGCCCCCUUCCCUCAACUGUAAAGUGAGCAACCAUUGCUAGUAAUUCUCUAAUGUGUAUAAAUUCAAUUUCAGGUAUAACAAAUGUGAUCAUGACAUGAAAAUAUUUUAGAAUAGAUACUGUAUUAAAUAUUGCCAUGUUUACAAUAUGUAAUAUGUUUUUAGCUGAUGGAUUUAAACAUGUAGAUUCAACUAGAAUCCAUUUAUGUGAUAUUUGUAAAUAAAGGUAGAAAUAUUGGA
This is a messenger RNA of Diceros bicornis minor, 1094 nucleotides long. It is a transcript of the gene VKORC1L1, whose product is annotated as vitamin K epoxide reductase complex subunit 1 like 1. The record is from RefSeq and is a predicted model, not a curated record. Gene Ontology annotation, biological process: peptidyl-glutamic acid carboxylation; vitamin K metabolic process. Gene Ontology annotation, molecular function: vitamin-K-epoxide reductase (warfarin-sensitive) activity. NCBI's taxonomy places the organism in Eukaryota, Metazoa, Chordata, Mammalia, Perissodactyla, Rhinocerotidae. Bases 55 to 585 code for a protein of 176 amino acids. The transcript has 3 exons.